AUGGCGGUCGUCAACAUCUCCUCCGUUGAGCAAUUCAACAACCUCCUCACCUCCUCUCGCUUUGUCGUCGCCGAUUUCUACGCCGACUGGUGCGGACCAUGCAAAGCCAUCGCCCCAGUGUAUGACUCUCUGGCUAGCCAGCUGAGCCGUCCAAACCACAUCACAUUCACCAAGAUCAACGGCGAUGAGCAGCAGCAACUGGCACAGGCAUACAGCGUGCGAGCAUACCCCACCUUCAUCGUCUUCGAAAAUGGCCGCAAGAAGCAGACCGUCGCGGGCGCAGACCCUCGCAAACUAAAUGAAGUGAUCCAAACCCUCGCAUCCGAAGCUACAAAGUCCGACGCAAGCGGCACCGGUGAAUCCAGCACAGGCGGUAGCUGGAUCGGCGCAACACCAGCCAAGGGCUACAGCGACGUGAGCGACCAAGUAGAGAUUAAGGGACUGGAACUACUGAACCGCGACAGCGAGCGAGGCGAAGCGCGCGUACUAUUCGACAAGAGCAAGCCAUCCGGACUCUCUGGGAAGGGCAAGGGAAAAGCCGAGAGCAAGAGUGAUUGGGUGGAGAGUGAUACGGAUGAACAGCUUAUGCUGUAUAUCCCCUUCAACGCGACGCUGAAGGUGCACUCGUUACAUAUUACUUCUUUUGCGGAUGCGAAUGCCGACGAGAAUGAUGAUGAGGUUCCUAUGCGCCCGAAGACCGUUUCGUUGUAUACAAACCGCUCUCAUGUGCUUGGUUUUGAUGAGGCGGAGGAUAUCCCUGCUGUGCAGACUGUGGAGAUUAAGGCUGAGGAUUGGGAUGCGAAGACUGGUACUGCGAAGGUGGAUUUGCGGUUUGUUAAGUUUCAGAAUGUCACCUCUUUGGUGGUCUUCUUUGUGGAUGGUGAUGGUGAUAGUGAGAAGUUGCGUGUGGAUCGGGUUCGUAUCAUUGGUGAUGCGGGCGAGAAGAGGGAAAUGGGCAAGUUGGAGAAGAUUGGUGAUGAGCCUGGCGAGUAA
Penicillium malachiteum is the source of this 993-nucleotide messenger RNA. RefSeq names its product thioredoxin-like protein 1. The record is from RefSeq and is a predicted model, not a curated record. Bases 1 to 993 code for a protein of 330 amino acids. Lineage: Eukaryota; Fungi; Ascomycota; Eurotiomycetes; Eurotiales; Aspergillaceae. The transcript has 3 exons.